Helianthus annuus (common sunflower) is the source of this 3550-nucleotide messenger RNA. Its product is annotated as LRR receptor-like serine/threonine-protein kinase. The transcript is spliced from 2 exons. Gene Ontology annotation, biological process: protein phosphorylation. Bases 124 to 3408 code for a protein of 1094 amino acids. NCBI's taxonomy places the organism in Eukaryota, Viridiplantae, Streptophyta, Magnoliopsida, Asterales, Asteraceae. The record is from RefSeq and is a predicted model, not a curated record. Gene Ontology annotation, molecular function: receptor serine/threonine kinase binding; protein kinase activity; ATP binding.
AACCCACUAACACAAACUACACAACACAAAUGAUUUGGUUUUUCUCACAUUGUUCCUCCCUAGGCUCAUCCCCUUCCUUCCCCUGCCUUUCAUUGGAAUUUGCAACUUAUUAACAUUUUUGUAAUGACUCUCUUUCAAUUUCAAUUUCAAUCUCAAUUCACCCUUUUUCUACUCUUUCUUUUCAUCUCUUCUUGUUUCUCCCUCAACCCACAAGGUCAAGCUCUUCUUUCAUGGAGGAAAACAUUAAAAGGACCAAAUUUAGAGGUCCUUAACACAUGGGACUCAACCAAUGAGAACCCAUGUAGUUGGUUUGGUAUCACUUGUGAUGCUAACAAGAAUGUUGUUGAGUUCAGUUUAACUUCUCUUGACUUACUUGGAUCCUUUCCUAAUGACUUCACCAACCUGUUAACACUCAAAAAGCUUGUGUUAUCCGGCACCAAUCUCACCGGGUCCAUCCCGAAAUCAAUCGGGUCGUUACAGGAUCUGAAUUACUUGGAUUUGAGUGACAAUGGGUUAACCGGUGAAAUCCCGAAUGAACUGUGUACGCUAGAGAAGCUAGUGGAGCUUUACAUCAACACGAACAAGCUCGAAGGUUCGAUCCCUGUCGAAAUUGGGAACCUUAUGAAUCUUGUCGUGUUGACAUGUUACGAUAAUCAGCUCAGCGGAACCAUCCCGAACUCCAUCGGGGAGUUGAAAAACCUUCAAGUGAUCCGAGCAGGUGGAAACAAAAACAUUGAAGGCCCAUUGCCAAAACAAAUUGGUAACUGCACUAGUUUAGUAAUGUUGGGGAUUGCUGAAACAAGUAUAUCAGGUUCUAUACCUUCAACAAUUGGCAAUCUUAAAAACCUUCAAACUCUAGCAAUCUACACCUCCUUAUUAUCCGGUCCUAUCCCUAUCGAGAUUGGUGACUGCACCGAGUUAGAGAACAUUUACUUAUACGAGAAUUCACUCUCUGGUUCGGUCCCUAGCUCGUUAGGGAAGUUGAAAAACUUGAAGAAUCUAUUGCUGUGGCAGAACAGUUUGGUUGGAGUGAUUCCACCCGAACUUGGAAACUGUCUGCAGCUAGUUUUAAUCGACAUUUCCAUGAAUUCGUUAACCGGAGUCAUUCCAGUGACAUUCGGCAAACUGGGAUCGUUACAGGAACUUCAGCUGAGUAUGAACCGGAUCUCUGGUUCUAUCCCGACUCAAAUCGGGAACUGCAAGAGUCUAACUCACAUCGAACUCGACAACAAUGAAAUCACUGGUACUAUUCCAUCCGAAAUCGGUAACUUCGAAAACCUUACUCUGUUGUUCUUGUGGCAGAAUCAUUUAGAAGGCUCGAUACCUAGCUCCAUAUCGAACUGUCGAAAUCUAGAAGCAAUUGAUUUGUCACAGAAUUCGCUAACAGGACCGAUCCCGAAAGGUUUGUUUAAUCUGAAGAAUCUUAACAAGUUAUUGUUGUUAGGAAAUGAGUUGUCAAACCAAAUACCUCCAGAGAUUGGAAACUGUUCGUCAUUGAUCCGAUUUCGAGCAAAUGAUAACCACCUGAUUGGAUCCAUUCCGCGUGAGAUUGGUAAGUUGACGAAUUUAAACUUCCUUGAUCUUGGAUCAAACCGGUUGACCGGGAUCAUACCACCGGAGAUAUCCGGUUGCCAGAACUUAACCUUUCUAGACUUACAUUCUAAUUCGAUAACCGGAACCUUACCGGCGAGUUUGGAUAAGAUUGUAUCUCUCCAGCUUCUUGACAUCUCAGAGAAUGAAAUCGAAGGUACAUUGAGUCCUACACUCGGAUCACUUGUUUCGUUAAACAAACUUGUGCUUCGUAAGAACCGGUUUUCCGGUUCGAUUCCGUUGGAAAUCGGAUCGUGUGUGAAUUUACAAUUACUCGAUCUCAGCAGCAACGGUUUCUCCGGUGAGAUUCCGGCGAGUUUAGGUAAGCUUCCAGCGUUAGAGAUUGCUCUGAAUCUCAGCUGUAACAAACUUUCCGGGAAGAUACCACCGGAGUUUGCUGCUUUGGAUAAACUCGGAGUUUUGGAUAUUUCUUACAAUCUACUCUCCGGAGAUUUACAAAAUCUCGUGGACCUUGAAAAUCUUGUGACACUUAACAUCUCGCAUAACGAUUUCAAAGGUUACGUGCCAAACACGCCAUUCUUCUCUAAACUGCCACUCAGUGUCUUAUCGGGCAAUCCUUCGUUGUGUUUGCCGGGAAACAAGUGUACCUCCGGUGGUGCUUCGAGGCGGAGUAAGGGUGCUCGGGUGGCGAUGGCGGUGCUGAUAGGGGUCGCGUGUGUUUUGUUGUUGUCGGCGUUUUACAUCAUAUUUGCCGGAAAGAUGCGGGCUCGUGAUCGGGGUAUCGAUGAUGCUGACGUGGAAAUGGGGCCACCGUGGGAGAUCACUUUGUACCAGAAACUUGACUUGUCAAUUGCUGACAUGGCAAAAUACCUAACACCUGAUAAUGUGGUGGGCCGAGGUCGAUCUGGCGUUGUGUACCGGGCAAAUGUUCCUUCGGGGUUUCCCAUCGCGGUGAAAAGGUUCCAGCAGUCGGAGAAUUACUCUGCCGCCGCGUUUUCCUCGGAAAUCGCGACUCUUGCACGCAUCCGCCACAGGAAUAUUGUCCGCUUGUUGGGUUGGGCUGCCAAUGGGAAGAACAAACUGUUGCUUUAUGACUUUUUGCCUAACGGUACACUAGGCACCUUGUUACAUGAAGGUAACGUGGAGGUGGUCGAGUGGGAAACAAGAUUUAAGAUCGCUUUGGGGGUGGCAGAAGGCUUAGCGUAUUUACACCACGAUUGCGUGCCGCCAAUCCUCCACCGCGAUGUGAAGGUGGAGAAUAUUUUGUUGGGUGAUCGUAAUGAUGCUUGUCUUGCGGAUUUUGGGCUUGCAAGAUACCUGGAAGACGAUAACGCCUCGUUUUCGGUGAAGCCUCAGUUUGCCGGCUCAUACGGUUACAUGGCGCCAGAAUACGCCAACAUGUUGAAAAUUACUGAAAAGAGCGAUGUUUUUAGCUACGGUGUGGUGUUAUUAGAGAUUAUCACAGGGAAAAAACCGGUGGACGAGUCUUUUUCUGAGGGCCAACAUGUCAUCCAAUGGGUUCGCGAUCAUCUCAAAAGCAAGAAAGACCCGGUACACAUUAUAGACAGAAAGCUACAUGGCAAUCCGGACUCACAAAUACAAGAAAUGUUACAAGCUCUAGGAAUAGCCCUCUUGUGCACUAGUAAUCGGCCCGAAGACCGGCCCACGAUGAAAGAUGUUGUGGCAUUAUUAAGAGAAAUUAGACACGAGUCUACAACAACUAAUGAAUCUCACAAAGAGACCAACAAUCAACAAAAAGAUUCAAACACUUCGGGUCUGUAUUCGUCGUCAUCAGUGACCCCGGCUCAGUUGCUAGUACAAGGUUCAUCAAAUAGCUCCCUUGCUUACUCAUCAUAAUCCCAAUUCCUGGAGCAAUAGAUUCAUAGAUUUAGUUCAUAUAUUAGCAUUGUAAAAAGGGGCCUACUUUUUUAUUAUUUAUUUUUCUUUUUUUUUUGUAACUUUUUAGAUAUUAAAUAUAGAAAACAAGAUUUAAUCAUUA